CCUCCCGGCUCUUUCUUUGCUCUCCAGUCCCCUCCCCCAGCAUGCCUCCCGGCGUGCUUCCCUUCCCCCCGCCUCGCGGUCCCGCACCCUCCCCUCCCCCGCCUCCUGCCUUGUGACACAUCCUGGGCCCUCCCGGAGGCCGUAGCAGCGGCGCGGCGGCCUUGCUGGCCACCACCUCCUCCCUCGCCGCAGCCCAGCUCCAGCCGCGGCCCGCCGCGCUGUCGCCGCAGUCAUGGCUGCUGACGGGGUGGACGAGCGUUCGCCUCUGCUGUCAGCAUCCCAAUCGGGCAAUGUCACUCCCACCGCCCCGCCGUACUUGCAAGAGAGCAGCCCAAGAGCUGAACUCCCACCUCCGUAUACAGCCAUUGCCAGUCCAGGAACCAGUGGUAUUCCUGUGAUCAACUGUCGUGUGUGCCAAUCUCUAAUCAACCUGGAUGGCAAACUCCACCAGCAUGUGGUUAAGUGCACUGUUUGCAGUGAAGCGACGCCAAUCAAAACUCCCCCAACAGGGAAGAAAUAUGUUAGAUGCCCUUGUAAUUGUCUCCUCAUUUGUAAGGACACAUCUCGGCGAAUAGGAUGUCCGAGACCCAACUGUCGACGCAUAAUUAACCUUGGCCCGGUAAUGCUCAUUUCUGAAGAACAGCCGGCUCAGCCUGCAUUGCCAGUCCAGCCGGAAGGCACGAGGGUAGUGUGCGGGCACUGCGGGAACACGUUCCUGUGGAUGGAACUGAGGUUCAACACUCUGGCGAAAUGCCCACACUGCAAAAAAAUCUCCUCGGUAGGUAGCGCCCUUCCCCGGAGACGCUGCUGUGCGUAUGUCACCAUCGGAAUGAUAUGCAUUUUCAUUGCAGUUGGAUUAACUGUUGGCACACAAGAUUUUUCAAGGCGAUUUCAUGCAACCUAUGUGUCUUGGGCAAUUGCUUAUCUGUUAGGUUUGAUUUGCCUUAUCCGAGCCUGUUACUGGGGUGCAAUCCGAGUCAGUUAUCCUGAACACGGUUUUGCUUAAGCCUACCCAGGAAUCCUUGAUGCAGGUGAGAGUGUCCAGUAAGCCUUGAGAAACUCUUCUGGACACCUUCAAAUCACUUAUCCUAAUGGAUUCCACCCUGGUUUGUAUAGUAGUCUCAAGACUGUGUGAGUCUUUUCCAAACAGAUGCUCACUGAAGUACAUUAUAUGCAAGUUCAUUUUGCUGCUAGGUUUUCAGACUUGGAAAAAUAAAGCUGUGUCUUUGUUCUUUUAAAUCAUAAA
This is a messenger RNA of Apodemus sylvaticus (European woodmouse), 1246 nucleotides long. RefSeq names its product phosphatidylinositol-4,5-bisphosphate 4-phosphatase 2 (gene Pip4p2). Gene Ontology annotation, biological process: phosphatidylinositol dephosphorylation. The transcript has 7 exons. The record is from RefSeq and is a predicted model, not a curated record. The coding region runs from base 233 to 1006 and encodes 257 amino acids. Gene Ontology annotation, molecular function: phosphatidylinositol-4,5-bisphosphate 4-phosphatase activity. Lineage: Eukaryota; Metazoa; Chordata; Mammalia; Rodentia; Muridae. Gene Ontology annotation, cellular component: late endosome membrane; phagocytic vesicle membrane; plasma membrane.